UAACAUAGUAGUUCGAUGUGCGAUAUGAUGGGAAUUUUACUGCCUACGACGGGUUUUUUCUAAAACGAGGCUGCAGACGCCUCGCGGUGGGGAUGCGAGGCUCCUCCACAUAAAGGAGUAAAACAGAGAGGAUAGUCGUUUCUUUGUUACUCGAGCCAUUUCCAAAUAUUCGAACAUUGAAACAGCAGAAUGGCAGACGUGGAAAUCGAGGUCGCGGGUGAUAUACAGACACCUCAACAAAAGCAAAAAUCUGGCACUGGGCUUGACUUCUUACAAUUACCACAAUUUCCACUUAAUAACAUAGGAUAUCCACAAGCUCAUGAAUGGAUUGAACACAGAAAAGCCAAUAUUAGGCCAUGGUCUAUGUUUCUUAAUACAAGCAACAUAAGACCACCUCCUAGUUUACCAAGAUUAAGUAAAAGAAUUGUGAGAAAUAUUGAGUAUUUCCAGAGCAAUUAUUUAUUUGUGUUUAUUGGACUAGUUAUAUAUUGCUUGGUUACCUCACCACUAUUGCUUCUUGCGGUUACUGCAUCCCUUGGAACUUGCUAUAAAAUUUCACAGCGUCAUGCUAAACAGGAACUUAUGGUAUUAAAUCAUAAAUUAACACUAGCUCAAGUUUAUUCUCUGGUUGGAAUCUGUUCACUACCAGUCUUUUAUUUGGUUGGUGCUGGUGCAGCUCUCUUUUGGGUCUUUGGUGUGUCCUGGUUGUUGAUAACAUUGCAUGCAGCAUUCUACAAUAUCGACUCUGUAUUGUGCCCAGGAGAAGAUGAACUCAAUUCUUUAGUUAUGCAAGAAGUAUGA
Molecule: messenger RNA, 801 nt
Organism: Habropoda laboriosa
Lineage: Eukaryota; Metazoa; Arthropoda; Insecta; Hymenoptera; Apidae
Product: prenylated Rab acceptor protein 1
Exons: 4
Coding region: 190-801 (203 amino acids)
Cellular component (GO): Golgi apparatus
Source: RefSeq, a predicted model, not a curated record